UGUUAAUCGUUAUUAUUAACCUCGGCGUUCGGAUUUUAAACGAUAGAAUAAAUGUUUUAUGUCUUCAACACACUUCGAUAAUUCUCACUAUUGCCAUACUUUUCGAAAAGAAAAAAAAUUAGAAUAAAAUUAAAAUAAAAUAAAAAUCGAAAACUAAAAAAACGGAAUGUGAUAUCCUGUCCCAAUCCUUCCGUCCAUUUGUAAAUGUCAUUUUUUUUCUCGAACAAACUUGAGUCACCAUGAUGUAUGCGACUGUGUAGUUUUGUGAUAUCGGGUGAAAUUUUGCACGUAAAGUGAAAUGAUAAAACCGGGAAUAACUUUUGAAAAACUAUAAUCCGCAACGCGUGCGUCACGAUCGGCGAUAUUCGUUUGAAUUUUUGAUUCGAAUUAAGAAUGCCAUCGAUAUAAAUCUGUGGGUAUGAUGUUUUUCUCUUUCAGCAGUGUCCUUAGGACUGAAUCGUAUAUAAUUAACGCCGUACGCAUAUGAUUUAUAUUUAUUGUCUUCGACGAAGGGGUAUAAUUUUUUCGUGAUAAAAUAAAACACAAUGAUGUGUCAAUAAGGUACCAGGUAAACUCAUGAACGCGAUGGAGUGUGAAGAUAAUACAAUUGUAAAACUCACAUAUUUGCCAUCUACGAUGUACUUAUAGUAGUGAGUUUUUUUAUUUUUUUUUGUUUGACUUUUUUCUGCAUUUUUUAAUUUUCUUUUUUGUAAUUUCCCCGACCACUUGACGACGACAGUGCGGUAAUGGGAACCCUACUCCGCGUACAUUGAACGAUUCCCCUGCCCAGACUUUGGGAGACAAAAGAAAAUAAAAAGAUAAAGGGAGAUGAGUGCGAAGAGAUACGACGAAUAGGACGAGCAUCAUGCGGGGAUUAUCGCCGAAAUCGUUGUGUCUGUUUAUUUUGAUGAUUUGUGACCAAGUUUUGAGUUCGCUGGAAAAACCGUACUCGAAAAAUCACACGCUGAAAGAACGUGCGAAGGACGAAAGGAAUAUUAUCGAGGAUUUUUUUUUGGAUUUAAAAAAUAGUAAAGACUUUGUAAAAUAUAAACCACGUCUGGUAACGAUUGCCGGUGUUUCGCGAAACGACGACGUUCAAAGAGCCCUCAAACCGUUGUUUCGAAAUUACCCUUACAUCAUUUGCACGAAUGGCGAGAAAUGCGAAUAUCCCGAGAUAUUUAGCCGAGGAAAUUUCGCCGUAAUUUUUCUGAACAAUUUGACCGAAACGACAUUCAUGCAAAAUAUAAAAAUCAUUUCGCGCUGCAGAAAAUGCAGAGUUCUGUUUUUAUGCGGUGGAAUAAUUGAGAGCGACGAUGUACAGCUGAUAUUCAAUCUAGCUCUGAAACAGAACGUAGCCCACACCGAAUUAGCGCAUUUUAAUCCGCAAAGCAUCGACCUGUACAGUAAAAUUUUGGGAGAAAAUUGCACGAUGGAGGCCGGUCUGAUAGACGUUUGGAGACCGGGAACCGGUUUGGAAAAAAUCAACCGAUGGGCCUACAGAUAUUACGACCGUAAGGGUUGUCCCGUGGUGGUCAGUUCGAUGAACUUCGCCCCGAAAAUGAUAAUAGAGGAGUACAAAAAUGGUUCGCGAAAAAUAGUCGGGGGACUGGAGGGUAAUUUAAUAUUGGAAGCAGCGCGUCGGUUGAACUUCACUGUUGUGUUGAAACACCCUUCGGUGGUCGACCGGAUGAAAUAUUCUCAAAAAUCGGCUAUAAUGAUCGACAUCGUAUUUGAAAACGCGGAAAUCGGUAUCGGUAGAUUGAGAGAGAACAAUUUUCUUCUCACAAUUAUGGAUUUCUCAGUGCCGUUCGACAGCGAAUGCGUGACAUGGGGUGUGCCCCGGAUAAUGAGCUGGUCCGAUGACAUAGUUUUUGUCGAAUUUUCAAAACUGGUUUGGGCAGCGGUCACGAUAAUGUUCGUCUUCAUAUGUCUAAUAGGAUACGUUCAUCGACAGUCGACUCUAAUCGAAGCCGACGAUAAAAAUAUCUUUAGGAUGGUAUCGGUCACCUGCGACGUCUUCGCGCUCCACCUGGGCAAUUCGGUACUUUGGGUGACCUCCUCCCCCGGGGGAAGAGUCUUGUUGAUGACGUGUUUGUGUUACGCUACGGUGAUGACAACCGCGUACAAAACUUCGCUGGCGUCGAUUUUGGCGACGGAUAAAGGUACGUCGACGAUCGUCGACGCCCAGGGUAUCAUCAGGGAAAAUUUGAGCGUCGGAGGGGCGUUCUACGAUUGGAAUAUCCUGAAGGAUCAAGUGAACGAGAGCGAAAUCAGCGCCGAACUGUUCAGACGAUUUGUCAUUAACAACGACGAUUCGGAGUCGAAACGUAGGCUGAUACACGAUCACGAUUUUGGCUUUUUGGCGAGCCGUUCGUGGCUCAGUUACGAGAGACAAGAAAUCGUGAGAGCCCACGAAUCCGUAACGUUCGACGUUUUCGAUACGUGUGUACUGGCCCAUCCUACGGUGGUCAGUUUUCCGAACAAAUCGUUACUGAGAAAACCGAUGAAUCGAAUCAUUCGGCAAUUGACGGAAUCCGGAAUCUUCAACCAUUGGGACCUCGGUAGUGAAAUAAAUGCCGACAUAAUGUUAUCGCGUGAGAACGACCAGAAUAAUAUCGAUUACAGCGCUGCUCAAAAAUUUCAAAAUUUAUUCAUCAUGUAUUCGGUUUGCAUUUUUUUCUGUCUCCUCGUCUUCGUUAUAGAACUUGUCGUCCCGAAGGUACGAUCGGAAAACCGACGAGACACUGGCAAUAAAUAUUUGUAACUGUACGAAGUUCAGAAAAAAA
This is a messenger RNA of Athalia rosae (coleseed sawfly), 2786 nucleotides long. RefSeq lists its product as uncharacterized. The transcript is spliced from 2 exons. Lineage: Eukaryota; Metazoa; Arthropoda; Insecta; Hymenoptera; Athaliidae. The record is from RefSeq and is a predicted model, not a curated record. The coding region runs from base 866 to 2764 and encodes 632 amino acids.